AUGACAACUCGAUCAAUUGUCAACGCCGUGAAGAAUGAUGUGUUAUUUGGCUGUGUCGAGUGCGACAUCCACGUUCCUGAACACCUAAAAGACAAAUUCUCCGAGAUGUGUCCCAUCUUCAAGAAUACCGAAAUACGUCGAGAAGACAUCGGUGAGUUCAUGAAGAGCUAUGCCGAACAAAACAACAUCAUGCCCCGACCUCGGCGGAGUCUCAUUGGAAGUAUGAUCGGAAAGAAGAUAAUGUUGGCAACUCCUCUUCUAAAAUGGUAUUUAGAACAUGGUUUAGAGGUACGUUUUAAAUAUUAAAAAUUUGUAAAAUUGCAGGAGAAAAUGUUUAACAAAUUGUAUUAUCGUUUUAGGUAACACACGUCUACCAGAUAGUCGAGUAUACCCCUAAGCCAUGCUUCAAACCUUUCGGUGACGCUGUAUCCGAUGCUCGUCAUGCUGGUGAUGCAGACCCCUCCAAAGCCAUCAUCGCGGACACGAUGAAAUUGGUCGGGAAUAGGUGAGUUUUAAAAUCACGCUGUCAUGACGUAUUCAAGAAAUACUCAUUUUUUGUAUUUCUAUACAGCUCAUACAGGAAGACCAUCACCAACAAAGAGCGUCAUCGCAAGGUGGAUUACUGCAACGAUCAUGAGGUUUCUGAAUUAAUCAACUCACCAUUCUACCGCCAAAUGAACGUGAUCGACGAUGACACCUACGAAGUGGAAAGUGCUAAGAAGAAAAUAAAGUUGGACUUACCACUACAG
Messenger RNA from Paramuricea clavata, 749 nucleotides. NCBI's taxonomy places the organism in Eukaryota, Metazoa, Cnidaria, Anthozoa, Malacalcyonacea, Plexauridae. The record is from the annotation of a GenBank genome assembly.